CAUGUAGAAAAUGUAGCACCUUCAUCUACUUUUAAGCCAAGCCAUAUAGCCCACAAAGCUGCUCUUUUCCAAAACUAAUCUGCAUGUAUAAAUUAAACCAGUGCCUUAUUGGAUUUAUGCAACUCAAUCAAUCUUCCAAAUAGACAAAAAAGAACAAAUCAUGGAUAAAUUGUUCCUAGUUUCCUUCCUCGGUUUGCUGAUCACACAUGCAGUUGGUGGAAACAUGUUAUACCACAAAUUCAACAUACUUGGAGAGCUUGAAGACCUCGACAUAGCUGAAGAAGAUAUGGAACUAUUUGAGGACCCAUCUUGGAUAAGUGAACGCGGUGGCAAGGUUCUUGUAAAUGUGGAUAGCUUUGGUGCGGUUGGGGAUGGAGUUUCUGAUGACACCGAGGCGUUUAGAAAAGCAUGGAACACAUCGUGCGCUACUUCAAAAUCAGUUCUCUUGGUUCCUCCUGGACACCGAUAUUUAGUUAAUGCUACAAGGUUUAAGGGGCCAUGUGAAGAGAGGUUGGUUGUUCAGAUUGAUGGAACAAUAGUAGCACCGGAUGAACCUAAUGACUGGGACCCAAAUCUUCCACGAAACUGGCUUGUUUUUUCUAAGCUGGAGGGAGUAGUUUUCCAAGGAAAUGGAGUUAUUGAUGGCUCUGGCAGCAAAUGGUGGGCAUCUUCUUGCAAAAAGAACAAGUCAAAUCCGUGCAGAGGGGCACCAACAGCACUGACUAUUGAUUCAAGCUCAUCUAUUAAGGUAAAGGGUCUUACCAUUCAGAACAGCCAACAGAUGAAUUUCGUCAUUUCCAGGUGUGAAUCUGUUCGAGUAUCUGAAGUACAAGUCUCCUGCCCAGGAGACAGUCCAAACACUGAUGGGAUCCAUAUCACUGGGUCAACUAACGUCGUUCUUCAAGACAGCAAAAUAGGGACAGGAGAUGAUUGCAUCUCAAUUGUUAAUGCUUCAUCUGGUAUCAAGAUGAAGAGAAUAUAUUGUGGACCAGGACAUGGAGUAAGUAUUGGGAGCCUUGGGAAGGAUAACUCGACUGCCAUUGUCACAAAGGUGGUCUUGGAUACAGCACUCCUCAGGGAGACUACAAAUGGUGUCAGGAUUAAAACUUGGCAGGGUGGUUCCGGUUAUGUACGUGGGGUGCGUUUUGAAAAUGUAAGGAUGGAAGAUGUUGCCAACCCCAUCAUUAUCGAUCAGUUCUACUGCGAUUCGCCGAAAACCUGCCAAAACCAGACAUCAGCGGUGCAAAUAAGCCAGAUUAUGUACAGAAACAUUAGCGGGACAACAAAAAGCAAGGAAGCAAUGAAGUUCGCCUGCAGUGAUACGACUCCCUGUAGCAAUAUAGUCCUCAGCAAUAUAAACUUAGAGAAGAAGGAUGGCACCGCAGAGACCUACUGCAACUCUGCUCAAGGCUUUGGCUACGGGAUCGUUCAUCCGUCAGCGGACUGUCUAAGUUCCAAUGACAAAGGCUAUAUUCUCAUUGAUCAUAAAGAAAAUUCUGAGCUUGCUGAACCGACUGGAGAUCAUAUUGUUCACACCGAACUCUAAGCAACCCGUAAGGCAUAUCAAUAACACUGUUAUAGUAUAUCACUAUACAAGUAACUUAGAUAGAGCAGCAAGAGGCCCGAUAGGAGGUUUGAGGCACAUGUUAAAAUUUUUAUGGGAAAUUGCGGAUGUAAUUGAUGUUAUGCUCAAAUUGCAUUGAAACUAAUCCACACAUUAGCAAGGAUAUGUAAAAUGCGGUUUGUAUACAUUGCAGAAUAAACUCAAUUUAAUAAAAUUAUGUACUGAAGUUUUAGUUUUA
This is a messenger RNA of Gossypium raimondii (Peruvian cotton), 1802 nucleotides long. Its product is annotated as probable polygalacturonase At1g80170. Gene Ontology annotation, biological process: carbohydrate metabolic process. The record is from RefSeq and is a predicted model, not a curated record. The transcript is spliced from 9 exons. Gene Ontology annotation, molecular function: polygalacturonase activity. NCBI's taxonomy places the organism in Eukaryota, Viridiplantae, Streptophyta, Magnoliopsida, Malvales, Malvaceae. Bases 161 to 1546 code for a protein of 461 amino acids.